Messenger RNA from Aureobasidium subglaciale EXF-2481, 2513 nucleotides. RefSeq lists its product as uncharacterized. Gene Ontology annotation, biological process: branched-chain amino acid biosynthetic process. NCBI's taxonomy places the organism in Eukaryota, Fungi, Ascomycota, Dothideomycetes, Dothideales, Saccotheciaceae. Gene Ontology annotation, molecular function: dihydroxy-acid dehydratase activity. The record is from RefSeq and is a predicted model, not a curated record. Gene Ontology annotation, cellular component: mitochondrion. The coding region runs from base 268 to 2097 and encodes 609 amino acids. The transcript has 7 exons.
CUCGGUAGAAUGCUCCUCCGAAUGCCCUCGGGAUGGACCGAGAGGCCGUCUUCGGCUCAAGGUGUGGGGUUACUGAGGUGCGCGGGGCAUGACGAAAGGUGAGAAGUCCAGAGGCCCUACUUGACGAAUGAGAGGGGGGAAAAAGGUCAAGCAACUCACACUCAGCAACUACAUUUCCUCAAAGGACGGAGUCGCUUUUCCACUCGUGCGCUACAAGUUUCAAACAUCGAAUCCGUACAGAGUUUACUGUUUUAGCAAGCACUCACAAUGGAUCCCGCAAAUCUCAAAGCACAGUUUCAGCCAGAAGAACCACGCCUUCUAAGCUUUCCGCAUUUACCUGAUGAUGCCAAAUAUGAAGACGGGACCCCGAUUCUAAACAAGUACUCUUCAACAUUGACCAAGGGACAUGAUUUCCCCGGAGCUCAGGCCAUGUUGUAUGCAGCAGGCGUGCCGAAUGAGAAGAUGAUGAAGACUGCUCCACAGGUCGGCAUUGCCACUGUUUGGUGGGAGGGCAAUCCUUGCAACAACCACUUGCACGACCUCGGAAAGACCGUGAAGCAAGCGGUUGAGAAGCAGGGCUUCCUAGGAUGGCAGUAUGGCACGAUCGGAGUAUCAGACGGCAUCACAAUGGGUGGCGAAGGCAUGCGUUUCUCGCUGCAGACUCGCGAGAUCAUCGCAGACAGUAUUGAAACCAUCACAUGUGCUCAAUUUCACGAUGCCAACAUCUCUAUUCCUGGAUGCGACAAGAACAUGCCAGGUGUCGUGAUGGCAAUGGCAAGACAUAACAGACCGUCUGUGUGUAUCUACGGAGGUACUAUCAACCCUGGCUACUCAAAGACGCUCAGAAAGACAAUCAACAUCACAACGUGUUAUGAGGCACACGGCGCUUACAACUUCGACACUCUCAAGAACCCAGACGACCCUUCAAUCACGAAGGACGAGAUAUUGACUGAUAUUGAGAAGAACGCAUGCCCGGGAUCUGGAGCUUGCGGUGGCAUGUUCACAGCAAACACCAUGGCCAUGGCGAUCGAGACUCUUGGUCUGUCACUUCCCGGGUCUUCAUCCACUCCUGCGACUUCUCCUGCCAAGAUGCGAGAGUGUCAAAAGGCAGCCGAAGCCAUCAAGAUCUGUAUGGAAAAGAACAUUCGCCCUCUUGAUUUGCUCACGAAGAAGUCCUUCGAGAACGCUCUGGUCAUGAUGAUGGCGCUUGGUGGUAGCACAAAUGGUGUUCUCCAUCUUCUCGCUAUGGCUGGUACCGCUGGAGUUGAUCUCUCGCUUGACGAUUUCCAGAGAGUGUCGAACCGCAUUCCUUUCAUUGCAAACAUGGCUCCCUCGGGCAAGUACCUGAUGGCGGAUCUCUACGAUAUUGGCGGGAUCCCAUCGGUCAUGAAGCUCCUCAUCGCAGGAGGUCUGCUUGACGGCAGCGUUCCUACGGUCACUGGCAAGACAUUAGCUGAAAAUGUCGCUUCUUUUGACUCCCUGCCUCAAGGCCAAGAGAUCAUCCGCAGUCUGGACAACCCUAUCAAGCCUACAGGUCACAUUGAGAUUCUCCGUGGCAAUCUGGCUCCUGAAGGUGCCGUGGCCAAGAUCACCGGCAAGGAAGGAAUGAGCUUCACUGGCAAAGCUCGUGUCUUCAACAAGGAGCAUGAACUCGAUGAUGCCCUCAACAAAGGUCAAAUUCCUCGCCACGAAAACCUCGUCAUCGUCGUUCGUUACGAAGGUCCCAAGGGUGGUCCGGGUAUGCCUGAGCAGCUCAAAGCCAGCGCAGCCAUCAUGGGUGCCAAGCUCACAAAUGUCGCUUUAAUCACAGAUGGAAGAUAUAGUGGUGCAUCGCACGGCUUCAUAGUUGGUCACAUUUGCCCUGAAGCUGCUGUUGGAGGACCCAUUGCUGUUGUCCAAGAUGGUGACAUGAUCACCAUUGAUGCUACCAACAACACUCUCUCCAUGAAUGUUUCCGACGACGAAAUUCAACAAAGAUUGAAGGAGUGGAAGAAGCCUAGAUCGAACGUCACUCGUGGUGUUCUGGCCAAGUACCAGCGCUUGGUGGGUGAUGCUAGUCAUGGCGCUAUGACCGACUUGUUUUAUACGUACAUAUGAAUGCAAAGGUCAAAACAAAGCAAAUACUACUCAUUGGCUAAGCAAAAGUUGGAAGAAGAACAACGAGAGCAUCGGAGAGCAACGACGACCGUGAGACUGGAAGAUGAUGGAGGAGAGAAAAUCUCCGAUGCAUGAUCAUUGGACGGAAAAGCCUCGUGGUGCAAGUCAUUUCCCUUCGGUCUGACAUGCAUGCCAUGCGCAUUAUGCAUAAGGUCCCUGCCGGUAGAUAGUACAAAGGACAGACCUAUAUUCGUUCACCAUUAUCGGUUCAAGGCUUGAGGCGUCGCGUCUCAGGACCACCCAAGUGCCCGGAUCGGAGAUUUUCUUUCAGCCUUGUGUGUCACAUUAAGUACUGUAGAGUGAAGGUGACAACAAUGUAGGGCUGUGAAGUGUGUAUAGUUAUAGAAGAACUUGUC